AUGUCCGCCGGCCCAGCACCACCUAACCCCAACGCCCCCAAAAAGAACCCCCGAGUCAAACAACCCAACGCCUUCCUCCGCCGACCUGGCCUCAUCGUCUCCGGCGUCGCCGUCUUCGGCGCCCUAGCCCUCUACCUCAACAAACCCCCCUCUCCCCGUUCAGAGCCCUUCGUCAGCGCCCGCACCCAAGGCGUCCAAAACAUCGAGAAGGCCUAUACCAACGCUGGAGCAACAGGAACGCACACAAAGGCCUAUGGAGGCACGACGCAGGGUGACAAGGAGAGCGUAUUCCUGAGAGAUCCGCCCAAGGAUAGCAAGGGCUCUGCGGUUGUGAGUGGGGGUUCGGGGAUGAACAAGAAUGAGACGGCGCCGUAUAGUAGGCCGGGAUAUGGAGAUGAUCAGAGAUCGGGGUCGAAGCCGAAGGCGGAGGAGAUAAUCAACUCGGAUGCGUAUGGUUCGAAGGGUGGAAAAUAA
This is a messenger RNA of Lithohypha guttulata, 474 nucleotides long. RefSeq lists its product as uncharacterized. The transcript is spliced from 2 exons. The coding region runs from base 1 to 474 and encodes 157 amino acids. The record is from RefSeq and is a predicted model, not a curated record. Lineage: Eukaryota; Fungi; Ascomycota; Eurotiomycetes; Chaetothyriales; Trichomeriaceae.